CUUUGGUUUGGAUUCGUUAAAUUCAAUUCUAAAAUACAUCCAAAUUAUGUCUGAGGCUGACCAAGCAAAGUCUGCCACUUUAGUUUGUCAACCCGGACUUGAUCGGCUUUAGUGUUGUAGGGGAAAUAGCUCUCCAACAAAUGGGAAUACUUAUCAUUGAGUAGAGGAUAUGGAGGUUUAUGCAGCUCUCAUUGGACUUGGCCUGGAAGAUUAUGUGGAUGGCACCCUCACCACACCCAACCGCCAUCAUGAUGUCGGAAAAUCCACUCUGAAUUUGCUCUAUCAAACUUGGUACCGCCAGGAUAAGAGUAUUCUCAGUGCUCUUCUGGGUAGUUGCUCAGACACUAUUCAGCCCCUUAUUUCUUCGGCUAGCACGGCCAAAGAGGCGUGGGAUCGUGUCUCUCAAACUUAUGCCGGUUUGUCGCGUGGAAGAAUCAUGUCGCUCAAGUCUACCUUUGCUAAAACUAUUAAAGGUACGAAAUCCAUCACGGAGUAUCUUGCGGAGAUGCAAGCACUCACUGAAGCACUGGCCCUCUCUCAAAACCCCAUACCCGAAGAAGACCUUGUCAUUGGCAUUCUCAAUGGCCUACCACCCGAUUAUUCCGAAAUCAUUGAUGUUGUUCGGGUCCGUGAGACAGCACUCCCAUUAACAGCCCUUCAGGAUAUUCUGCUUGAGCAUGAAGCCAAGCAGGCCGCCCUCAAUUCACAAACCUCGCAUCUGGUACCCACGGCAAACUAAACCUCUGGACAGCGAGGUCCUCGUGAUGCAUCUGCCUAGCGAGAUGGUGACCACCAGGGUGAUCGUCACGGUGGAUUUUCUGGACACCGUGGUCGCGGGCGAGGUUCGUACGGUGCUGGGGGCAGUCGCGGGUCCUCCAGGCAGCUUCAGCGCCACUUUGUGAGAAUAUUGGACACGACGUCAAGAACUGCCGCAAGCUUCAGCGGUUUCUUCGGAACCAUAAUGUUCUACCGCAACGGGGUCCACAUGCAAAUUAUGUGUCAGCUCCCUCUCCCAUGCAACAUCAGUCGUGGCUCUUUGAUAGCGGUGCAUCUCAUCAUGUUACGUCCGAUGUGUCUCAAUUACCCACUUAUUUUGAGUACGGUGGCCUUGAAGAGGUUAAGUUAGGGGAUGGUAAGUCACUUAAUA
This is a messenger RNA of Cuscuta europaea, 1147 nucleotides long. NCBI's taxonomy places the organism in Eukaryota, Viridiplantae, Streptophyta, Magnoliopsida, Solanales, Convolvulaceae. The record is from the annotation of a GenBank genome assembly.